Trichomonas vaginalis G3 is the source of this 2727-nucleotide messenger RNA. Its product is annotated as cilia- and flagella-associated protein 70 family. Gene Ontology annotation, biological process: cilium assembly; cilium movement. The record is from RefSeq and is a predicted model, not a curated record. Lineage: Eukaryota; Parabasalia; Trichomonadida; Trichomonadidae. The transcript has a single exon. The coding region runs from base 1 to 2727 and encodes 908 amino acids. Gene Ontology annotation, cellular component: motile cilium; extracellular exosome. Gene Ontology annotation, molecular function: protein binding.
AUGAGUAUUGAAGGAACUCUGCGUGUAGGGCAGAUAACUGAUUAUCCAUCAGCUGCUGCCUCUCGUACUCAUUGCCGGGUAACAGUAUUUUUCCCUGAUGGAACUCAAAAGCAGUCAAAUACGAUUCCAGCAUCAGAAUCUUUCGAUUUUGCAUUUGAAUCAACAUUUAACAUAGAUACAUCAUCUCCAAAUUCAUUCGAUAUGCUUGUUUCAGAGCCAUUAAAGGUAAUUCUCGCUUCAGUUUCAGCAGAUGCAAGACAUCAAACUAACGCGUUCGAAUUUCAACUAUAUCUUGAUCAAUUACUUACACAACGCAAAACAUCAAUCGCUGCUGAUGUUAUUGGUAAACAUUGCGAAGAAAGCGAAUUUGAUGCAUCAAUUGCAGCACCUUCUCUUAAAUUAUCUUUCGAAAUUCCAGAACCAUUACUACCUCAGGAAGAUUCUGAGGGCUCAACAAUUAUGCGUCUUAAAGCAGAAGAGCUUAAAACACUGCCAACAGCAGUUUUGAUGUCCACACUUCAUCAAGAUGACCAAGUUCAUCCAUUUGAUUACAAUGUUGCAUUUAGAUUCCCUUGCGGAAGAAUAAUUCAGCUUCCAGCCGGACAUUUUCAAUUUUCAGAUCCUCCUCUUAUUAAAUGGGAUGGAGUUUCUAGAGUUUUCCUUCCAGCAUCAUCAGUUAAAGCUAUGCUUGAAGAAAACGCGGUUGUCAAUUUUGAAAUUUGGAGAGAAAUAAACGAAGAUUACUCAAACUUCCAAAUUCCAGAUAACAUUACAAAUGCUGUUGCUGGAAGAGGUAGUUUUCCAGCUGCAGACUUUACAAAACCAGGUCAAUCUCACUAUUAUUCAGAUAUUCCUAUUACAAACACAGAUAACUCAGAUCCAAUACGUGGACCAGAUAAUUCCGCAGCUUCCGAAGACAAUGAUCCAAAGAAUAAAGGAAAAGGCCGUAAAGUUUCUUCAAGAUCUUCAAAACGAAAACCAAAACACCCGAUUACAGCCAAAGAUAAGAAGCAGCUCAAAGUCAUGACAACAGCAUUCCAAGAUACUCCACCUACUGGCUUCGACGGAACUACAACUUUAUCUGUAGAUAUCCAAUUUUCACACGCCCUUAUUCUGAAGCCACUUGUACCACAUCCAACGAUCAAACCAUCAGAUCUAGUUCACAGACCAGCUGAAACUCGCAUGCAUCACCUUGAAGAAGCAACAAUUGAAUAUCGCCAAGCAGUUCAACGCCUUGCCAACGAAAUUAUUGCUGCUCAAGCUGAGCGUCGCGAGUGCCAGCUCGCAGUUCCUGAUUUUCCAGACGAUUUGAUGCCACUUUUGGUCAAAUUACCAAGUUAUCACGUUGCUCUUGAAAAACUUCGGAUUGCCAUUUCCAUGACAUUUGCCGAAUUUUCUUUAGCACAUGAUGCCCAAAGCGAGUCCCAAAUGCAGUCAUUACAAAACGAAUUACCUUUUUAUUUGCGAGACGAGCUCGUUAAGCAACUCCCAGACUUCUUCAUUAAAUCCAAGCAGCCACCGGACCUCGGCGACUUCCUCCGUCGCGAGGCCGAAGAAGCGGAACUCAUGGACAGACCAGAAGCAGCAUCCGAAAUGCUUGAAGAGUUAAUUGCCUUGGAUUUAACGAAUGCGGAUUCAUGGUGGUUAUACGGCCGCCUGAUGCUGAAACAUGGUGAUCUAACACGCGCGGAAGAGUGUGUUAGAAGAGGUUUAACAUGUGACCCGAACCACAUCAAGCUCAGCAUUUUGUUCGCAUCGUUAUUGACAAGACAAGAAAAGUAUUUCGAUGCAAUCGACUUUUUGAAAGCCGCACAUUUCAAAGACAGAAAAGUCGAAGUUGUCUUAUCGAUAUUGAACGGUCUUGCCAAUAUUCCUAAUCCCAAACCAACACUUGAAGAAGGCGAAACACCAUUACAGUUCGCUCACGAGUUCAUGGACAUGAUGGAUGUUGUUUUCGCGGAACAAUUAAUUGCUCAAGAACAGAUGAAAAGUGGAGAAACUCUUGAAGUUCUUCUCGCUUUCGGAAGACUUCAUUACCUUCUCCAUGAUUUCUCCAAAUCUGUUUCCUUCUUAACAAGAGCUGUAGGUGUCGAGAAGACUGCUGAUGGAUUACUUUUGCUUGGUCAUGUCGAAUUCGAAAGAAAGAGAUACCAAGAAUCAGCAGAAUGGUUUGAAGAAGGCUUGGAAUUACAAUUCGAACAAAAAGCAGCAUUAAGACUGGGAUUCAUUUAUCUCAAACUCGGUGAUUAUCUUAAGGCUGAAUCAUUCUUAUUCCAAUGCUCUCCACAGUCAGCAAGUUUGUUGCUCGGUUUGGGCAUCGCUGCCUUUAAACUCGAGAAAUACAAACAAGCUGAUGAAUUCUUGAACAGAGCAAGUGCUAUCAAUUUCAGACAUCCAGAUAUUUGGGCGAACUUGGCUCUGUUUUCUCUCAAAAUGGAGAGACAAGAAGAAGCAGAACACGCGGCAAUGAUGGCUAUCAAAUGGAACUUGAGAGAUGAGGGAUUGGUGAAGGAAUUAAUCGAUGCAGGAUUAGUAAAACCAAAGGAUGAUGAUAAAGAUAACGAGGAAGAAGAAGAAAAACAAAAAGAAGAGGAAAUUGAAAAAGAAAAUAGUGUUGAUAAUGUAGAUAAUGAUGAUAGUGUUAAGCAUGCUGAUGAUGAAGUGAAUGAUAUAGAUAAUGUUGAACAGGAUGAUCAAACGGAAAAAGAAUCAGCAGCUGAUAUAUAA